AUGGAGGUGCGCGAAUGUCUUGCCCUGCUGCUCCUGCUGUCCUUGAUGCUUCCUCUGGGCCUCCCAGUUCUGGGAGCCCCCCCAAACCUCAUCUGUGACAGCCGAGUCCUGGAGAGGUACAUCCUGGAGGCCAAGGAGGCUGAAAAUGUCACGAUGGGCUGUGAGGAAGGUUGCAGCUUCAGUGAGAAUAUCACCGUCCCAGACACCAAGGUUAACUUCUAUGCCUGGAAGAGGAUGGAGGUUGAGCAGCAGGCUGUGGAAGUCUGGCAGGGCCUGGCCCUGCUCUCAGAAGCCAUCCCGCGGGGCCAGGCCCUAUUGGCCAACUCCUCCCAGCCAUCUGAGACCCUGAAGCUGCACAUGGACAAAGCCAUCAGCGGCCUGCGAAGCCUCACUUCUCUACUUCGGGCGCUGGGAGCCCAGAAGGAAGCUAUCUCUCUUCCAGAUGCAACAGCCUCUCCUGCUGCACUCCGAACAUUCACUGUUGAUACUUUGUGCAAACUUUUCCGAAUCUACUCCAAUUUCCUGCGAGGAAAGCUGAAGCUGUACACAGGGGAGGCCUGCAGGAGAGGGGACAGGUGACCUGGUGCUCCUACCCCAGAUACACCCGCCACCUCCUCGCUCACCACCACUGCCCAUGCCACGCCUUCCACACCACCACUCCCAACCCCCAUCAAGGGUCUAUCAGCUCAGUGCCAGCUUGUUCCACGGACACUCCACGGCCAGUGGUGACAUCUCAGAGGCCAGAAAAACUGUUCAGAGUUCAACUCAGAUCUGAGGAAGUCACAGGGCCAGUCUGGGGCCCGGAACAAGAAGAAUUCAGAAGAGAUCAGCUUAAACUCGGGAUUGCGCCAUGCUGGGGAGACACCGAACUCACCUCAGUGCCCUGCAGAACUGUGAUGCCAGGACAAGCUGGAGGGAAAAUACUUCUUUUUUCACCUACCAAGCAAGGACAGAAUGGACUGGAGAAUUUAGGUGGCAAGCCAUGAGUUCUCCAGGUCUCACGGGGACUCCAUGACAGCAAGAGCCUCCUGGACAAUGAAGGUGGUGGGAGCCAUGACAAUCGGAUUGGGGCUGGCCCCUGGCUCUCAUGGGGUUCAAGUUUUGUGUAUUUUCAAUCUCACUGGCAAGAAC
Messenger RNA from Hipposideros armiger (great roundleaf bat), 1131 nucleotides. It is a transcript of the gene EPO, whose product is annotated as erythropoietin. Lineage: Eukaryota; Metazoa; Chordata; Mammalia; Chiroptera; Hipposideridae. Gene Ontology annotation, cellular component: extracellular region. Bases 1 to 579 code for a protein of 192 amino acids. The record is from RefSeq and is a predicted model, not a curated record. Gene Ontology annotation, molecular function: erythropoietin receptor binding; protein kinase activator activity; hormone activity. The transcript is spliced from 5 exons. Gene Ontology annotation, biological process: positive regulation of Ras protein signal transduction; positive regulation of cell population proliferation; erythropoietin-mediated signaling pathway.